AUGAAAUAUUUCACGAAUAUAACUACAAAAUUGUUAAUAUUACUAUUUUUAAUUGAAUGUACUAUUUUGAUAGAUUUAAUCAAUGGGUUAAGAAAUAAUGUAUUUGGUACACUUGAUUCAAACAUAUUAGCAAAUAUUGGAUUAGUUCCUACUCAGAGUUCAUCGAAUUCUACUAUAGUUCUUACAACAACCACUACCACCACUCAAGCCACAACAAUCGCUAUUACUAGCACUAGUACUAGUACUAGUACUAUUAGUACAGUAAAUCCAACACAAACUGUAGGUGUUGCAACUACAGGAACUUCAUUUCUUAGUGAAGUUUUUCAAAAACCAUCAUUAGAACAAAUUAAUAAAGAUAUUAAAGAUAUAAUGCAAAAAGAAUCUUCAAAUAAUAACCUUGGAAUUUGUAUAUUCACAAGUAAUCCAUAUUUAGAUCUUGGAUACAGAGAAACAAACUAUUCAAAGUGUACUAAAUUCUUGUUAUCUUUUGAAACAUGGCUAGAUAGUAAUGUAAUAAAUACUUUAAUUCAAGAAGAAAUGACAAAAUUUGGAAUGACAAUUCCUUCUAAAAAGAAGUUCAAUGUUCCGUCUUUGGAAGUUUUAUUCAACGAGUCUUUUCUGCAAGUUUGCGUUAAUUUUUUUGUUGAACUUGUAAAUUCUGGAUCACUAUAUAUUAAUAAUAAUGUAUGUACUGGUACUAAUUGUCAUGACCAAUUUAAUUCAAUAUGUUCAACAGUUUCUAAUUCUUAUGGAAAAUCUGCAUUUGUACUUGGAAGUAGUGUUGUAACUGAAGUUGUAAAUAGAAUUUGUCAGGAAUCUCGAAGACAGAUUUCUGCAAAAUAUCCGACUUUAAUUGCUUCCCCUUCUGAUAUAAGACCCGAUAAUGUUGCUGUAGAAGUUACGGAACCGAUUCCUACAUGA
This is a messenger RNA of Cryptosporidium ubiquitum, 921 nucleotides long. RefSeq lists its product as uncharacterized. The transcript has a single exon. Lineage: Eukaryota; Apicomplexa; Conoidasida; Eucoccidiorida; Cryptosporidiidae. Bases 1 to 921 code for a protein of 306 amino acids. The record is from RefSeq and is a predicted model, not a curated record.